AAGACACGUUUUGUAAUCGAAACCAAAUCAGAGUUUGCUGAAUGGCUGCUAUUUUAUUAUUUAACGUGUGUGGUGAGCAAGUUUUUGUUUUUAAUUUACAAUACCAUAUCCGUAUUUGGUGCGAGAAGUAAUUGUACAAAUACUACAAUAGUUUUGGAAUGGCAAUUUCCAGCUACAGCAUCAGAGGACAACUUAUAUUCUUAUAAAGCAAGAUCAAGAUUUGAGAAUGGAUUUAGAAUUAGAGCCUCCGUUGAAAAAACAAAGAACUGUCAAUACUUACUUACCAGAUGACACUAUAGAUAUAUGGAUUGACAAGAUUAAAUCAUCAGAUCAGAACCUAUCACCUGUCGUUAGUGAUGAAUUCAAUGAGCCGAUAAAAUUAGGCAAAGUUUACGUUGGAUAUAUAAGGAAUGUUCAAGACAUAUCGAAAGCUGUUAUGACAUUAAAUGAAAAAAUACCUCUCAAAGAUCUCCAACAUUUGAAAAGAGUGAAACGGCAGAAUAUAAUUCUAUGUCCGAUCAGUUCUCUCAACAGUGAGACAAUACAAGAGUACAUAGAAAAAAAUGUUGGCGAACUUAAAGAUAUAUUUGAUUAUUUUCAAGUGUUAGAAGUGCCGUUCAUAGCACCGAGAGUUACUAGACAAUACCAGGAGACGAAAAAGUAUUGGCCGUGUAAUUUUCAUCCAAAUCACUACUGGGAGAAGCUUGUCAGGGAUUCAUUCUUUUCUGAUCAUGAACUAUUAAUUCACAAAAAAUAUAUGGAAGUUGUGUUCGAAAUUGUUAAGUGGCAGGCAACUUGCUUACAAAUAAAAUUAUGUGAUGCUGGAUUACAAGAUGUAAAUGCAAGUGUUGUUGUUGAUCCUGAUAUCAAUGCAGUAGUUACUAUCGCAUUUGACCAUAGACAAACACAUCCUCUACAACACACCGCCAUGAUAGCCAUAGACAAUGUAGCUAGGACCCAAAAUGGCGGUGUUUGGGAUAGCAACAUAUCAGACGAUUUAAUGAUUAAUUUAAAAGAAAAAUUCGGCAUAAAUUUUGGUGUUAGAGAUAGUAAUAAAAAUAGCAAAGAAGGUCCGUACUUAUGUACUGGGUAUAACAUGUAUAUAUUGAGAGAGCCUUGUCAUAUGUGUUCUAUGGCCUUAGUACAUGCUCGAACGAAAAGAAUCUUCUUCUGUAUAGACAACGAAGAAAAAGGUGCUCUGAAGUCAACAGUGAAAUUACAAACCAUAAGCUCUUUGAAUCAUCACUUUGAAGUUUUCACUGGAUUUUUAUAACAUUAAUGUUGUUACUUUUUUUUAUUUCUUUAUUAAACCUAUUACCUAUAA
This is a messenger RNA of Danaus plexippus (monarch butterfly), 1324 nucleotides long. Its product is annotated as probable inactive tRNA-specific adenosine deaminase-like protein 3. Gene Ontology annotation, cellular component: cytoplasm; nucleus. The coding region runs from base 227 to 1273 and encodes 348 amino acids. The record is from RefSeq and is a predicted model, not a curated record. The transcript is spliced from 2 exons. Gene Ontology annotation, molecular function: tRNA-specific adenosine-34 deaminase activity. Gene Ontology annotation, biological process: tRNA wobble adenosine to inosine editing. NCBI's taxonomy places the organism in Eukaryota, Metazoa, Arthropoda, Insecta, Lepidoptera, Nymphalidae.